Molecule: messenger RNA, 1161 nt
Organism: Malassezia pachydermatis
Lineage: Eukaryota; Fungi; Basidiomycota; Malasseziomycetes; Malasseziales; Malasseziaceae
Product: galactose-1-phosphate uridylyltransferase
Exons: 2
Coding region: 1-1161 (386 amino acids)
Biological process (GO): beta-D-galactose catabolic process via UDP-galactose, Leloir pathway
Cellular component (GO): cytoplasm
Molecular function (GO): zinc ion binding; UDP-glucose:hexose-1-phosphate uridylyltransferase activity
Source: RefSeq, a predicted model, not a curated record
AUGACGACAAUGCUUAACCCCAGUGAGCACCCACACCGUCGAUGGAACCCUUUGCUUCGUAGUUACGUGAUCUGCUCACCUCAUCGUACCCAACGUCCAUGGCAGGGCGCUCAGGAGCGUGUAAGCGGCAACGAUCUGCCUGCAUACGACUCGUCGUGUUACCUGUGUCCUGGUAAUACACGUGCUACAGGUGCUACAAACGAGGCGUAUACAUCGACAUUUAUCUUCGAGAACGAUUUUGCCGCGCUCAAAGAUAUCGAAGUCGAAUCUCAGGGUUCCCAAAACUCGACGGAUGUUGUGGAAGCUGAUCUUUUUCGCAUGGAGCCCAGCCGCGGCAAAUGUUAUGUUCUAUGCUUCCAUCCCAACCACAACUUGACACUCGCUCAUCUCACUACGCUUCCCUACUCAGCAGAGGAACAUAUUUUGCCGAUUGUUCGAGCAUGGAGUGACAUGUACCUACGCAUUCCUAAAGAGAAUCCUUUUGUCAAGUAUAUCCAGUUUUUCGAGAAUAAGGGCAGCGCUAUGGGUUGCAGCAAUCCACACCCACAUGGCCAAAUUUGGGCCUUGGAUCAUAUCCCAUGUGAACCUUUGACGGAGCUGGAAAGUAUGCGGGCCUUUGCCCUUGAUACCAAGCAUAGCAAUGCUCAGGGCCCUCGCGAUCCUUGGGGUCGACCUAGUCUGCUGUUGGAAUAUGUGCACUUGGAGCUUAAGAAAGAGGGGCGACCACGCAUUGUCUGUAUGAACAAUGAUUUCGUGGCGCUAGUACCUUUCUGGGCUGUCUGGCCCUUCGAAAUCAUGGUGCUUCCAUACAAGCGUUUCAUUGCUUCAGUGGCUGUGCUGAAUGAGAGUGAGGCACUAAAUCUCGCUCAUAUCCUAGGAGAAGUGGCGUGCCGAUUUGACAAUCUCUUCCAGACUUCUUUCCCUUAUUCUAUGGGUCUGCACCAAAGACCAAUCCCUGCCAAGUCAGAACCAACGGGCGAGGAUUUGUCCGACUUUGCUGUGCUGCACAUCCACUUUUAUCCUCCUCUUCUACGCAGUGCAACUGUGAGGAAAUUCCUUGUUGGUUUUGAAAUGAUGGCUGAACCUCAACGUGACAUUACAGCGGAAAGCGCAGCCGAACGCCUUCGCGCAUGCCCAACUACGCAUUACCUUUCGUCAUAG